GGUCUGUAGGGGUAAGUGCACUCAUGACACUCGUCGAUCCAGUCGUGUAACGAGGCGCAGGUGCAAGCAUUUCAUCUUCGUCGUCUCUAUGAUUGCGGUCAUCUCUAUCGGCAUCGCAAACAUGCUCGUGCUACUGCGCGUCGUGAUUCUCUGGGAUGAACGGCCGUCGGUAUUGAAGUUCAUGGUGGUCGCAUAUUGUGCAAGCCUCAUCGCUCAAGUCACCACUAUCAUUCUCACACUCCUGCAAAUCUGCCAUCUAUGCGCAGCGGGUGUGACCUGGUCUCCAAUUGCGGGAAUGUGUGUCUCGUCUCAGAGCUCGCACGUCAUAGUCGCUGUGUGGGCGUCGCCGAUGCUGUUUGAGUUGUUCGUCUUGGUCUCCACUGCCCUGAACGCCGUUGACCGACCGACCUCGGCACGGACACCGAUUGCAAGGGCGCUUUGCAGUGAUGCAUUCUCUAUUGGUCGCGCAAGCUUGUCACGACCGUCGUUUACGUUGCUCGGUGUAUUUUUCCGGGAACCUACGGACGUGGACCUUGCGCUGGUGGAGCGGUGUAUACCGCCCAGGGAUGGCAACAGGAGCAACAACAGCAGCUUUGACAUCAGCAAGAGCAUCGAGUGACCGAGGAUGAGGUUGCGGAGAUCGACGCAAUGUGGGCGUCGCGGUUGGAGAGAUCGUGGCACUACGGAUGAGUCUGGACACUGGCGCUGCAUUCUGCUAGACACUGCGUGCGCUCGUCUUCCUUCGAUGUGUCUGUAGUAGUAUACGACUUGUACUGAACACGGACUGAUACUCUC
Messenger RNA from Fomitopsis serialis, 795 nucleotides. RefSeq lists its product as uncharacterized. The coding region runs from base 89 to 619 and encodes 176 amino acids. Lineage: Eukaryota; Fungi; Basidiomycota; Agaricomycetes; Polyporales; Fomitopsidaceae. The record is from RefSeq and is a predicted model, not a curated record. The transcript is spliced from 7 exons.